GUUACAGAUGUUAAACCUUCUCGAAAAAGUCAAUAAAAUCGUGUUCAUCAAGGUUUUUAAUGGAAAAUAAUUAUGGUCCCGUUACAUGGUUAUGGAACAGGCCGGAGGCACCCGACGUCGUCGGGCACGCAGGCAACUGCCUUGCCUCUCGCUAAAUAAACAAAAAUCGAUCGAACGAAAACAGCGAUCGGUUUAAACUAAAAUACAAACAGUUCCGUAAAUAGAUGCUGCACGAAUCGGCGUGAGAGUGCGUGCGCGGUAUUUUUGAACAUACGAGAUAAAGACACGAUGCGGUGGUGCGCGCUGUUAGUGACUAUUCUCCUAGUGUUUUCGGUUAUUGGUGACGUAUUUUCGGACGGCACGUCUCUAAUCUCGUCCCAAACGGAUUUGGUCGAAGGAGAAGGAAAAUGCGAAGAAAUUACGAUACCAAUGUGUCUGGGCAUCGGUUACAACUUGACCCGGAUGCCCAACGAACUCAAUCACGAUAAUCAGGAAGAAGCUGGUCUAGAGGUUCAUCAAUUUUGGCCCCUGGUUGAGAUAAAAUGCUCCCCGGACUUGAGGUUUUUCCUCUGUUCAAUGUACACGCCCAUUUGUUUGAAAGAGUACAACAAACGUUUACCACCCUGUAGAGACUUGUGUCGGAGGGCUAGAGAGGGUUGCGAACCGUUAAUGCAACAGUACGGUUUCAAAUGGCCCGAUCGUAUGGAAUGCGAUCAGUUUCCGGUGUACGGCGGGGAGGAGCUAUGCAUGGACCAAAAUAAGAACGAAUCCGGUUCAGGAGGAGGUUUCCCAUCUUCAAAAUCGACGACGAGGCCCAAACACAACAAAAACAAUUGCAAGAAUUCAAAAAACUGCGCGGAUCCCCCAGGGGACAGAAGCAAGGCAAGAGGAAGAGAUUGCACUUGCCAGUGCCGCCACCCUCUAAUUCCUCUGGGGAGGGACUCGCCACAAUACAACCGAAGCGUCGCGGUGGGAGGUGUCGCGGACUGCGGGUAUCCGUGCCGGGAGACGUUCUUCAACACCGACGAAAAAGAGUUCGCAACCGUGUGGAUAACUCUGUGGUCGGGCCUGUGCGCCGCGUCCACCCUAAUGACACUCAUCACCUUCCUCAUCGAAACAGAACGUUUCAAAUAUCCUGAGAGGCCCAUCGUGUUCCUUUCAGCCUGCUAUUUCCUGGUCUCGAUCGGUUAUCUGGUUCGCGUCGGUAUCGGACACGAGAACAUCGCUUGCGAUGGGAAGGUCAUUCGGUAUUCUUCGACCGGUCCAAACACUUGCACCUUAGUGUUUCUUCUCGUAUACUUUUUUGGUAUGGCUUCGUCGGUAUGGUGGGUCAUUUUAUCACUGACCUGGUUCUUGGCAGCCGGUUUAAAAUGGGGUAACGAAGCUAUUGCCAGCUACGCUCAAUAUUUCCAUUUGGCGGCAUGGAUGAUCCCCACCAUACAAACAGUUGGUGUUCUACUGUCUGGAGCAGUCGAUGGUGAUCCCGUUUCUGGUAUUUGUUAUGUGGGAAAUAUGAACAUGGAGAAUUUGCGUACUUUCGUGUUGGCUCCGCUGCUUAUCUACCUGCUGUUGGGAACGAGUUUCCUUUUCGCCGGUCUCGUGUCCCUUUUCCGCAUACGUAACGUGAUCAAACGCCAAGGGGACGACAGUUCGAAAGCUGACAAACUGGAAAAACUGAUGAUCAGAAUUGGCAUCUUCAGCGUGCUGUACACAGUGCCUGCUACAAUAGUAAUCGGAUGUUAUUUGUACGAGAACGCUUUCCACGACGAAUGGCUGGCAUCGAUCGCAUGUCCGUGUUUGACGCCCAAUCGGACGCGUUUACGACCGUUAUAUUCUGUACUCAUGUUGAAAUACUUUAUGGCUCUGGCGGUCGGCAUCACUUCCGGAGUAUGGAUCUGGUCCGGGAAGACUCUCGACUCGUGGAGACGUCUCUGGAGGCGGUUGUUCGGUAAAUCGGAUCGAACUGGCGCGGCUGCAGUCCUUAUUAAAACGCGACCGGGUAAACCGCCCCCUCAGUACUUGGUUGCGGCUCCGGGAAGCGCCUCGUUACUCGGACCGACUGGAAGCAGCGUUGCGUCUGCCAGCCAGCACCAUUUGCACCAUCACGUGUUGAAACAACCACCUUUAAGUCACGUAUGACAAGCGGGCGAGGGGGCCACGCCCGUUGUCGUUACUCACCAAGGAGCCGGAUCUGGACCUUCUCUGAGUAACUACGGGCCCAUUUGAGUGACCGCCUUGGCCCCUCGCCACUCGGUCACAGCUCUCUAGUCUUACGGUGCCAUUUACGAUACAGUGACUUUUUUGCAAUCCUACUUACAUUGUGCGACGUUUUCAUGGACGCUUUCAUCUCUGAUUCAGCUACACCUACACACCCCUCACUCACAUACUACCCCUCGUGUUCGACUUAUUAUACUCUCGUUAGCUCGUUGACAGAAAAACGAAGAAAUGGAUGUUUAUUUUUCGGUUCUUAUUUUUUUUUUGGGUAAGAAUACAUAAUAAUUAUUUUUUGUUUUUCGACCUCUGCCUUCCUUAUUGGAGAUCUCGAUCACUAUCUUAGAAAACGAUUGUGAAACAAAAUAUACGUAAUAGAUGUAAUACGUGGAAAAAUAAAUUUAUUGAAUAAUAUAAAUCGAUGUGAUUUUGUACGUAAUAUAUUAUAUUAUAAUGAGAUAAGAGAGUGUGGCGCGUCGAAAUAUUCUGUCCUGUAAGGGGAGUCUUUCUUCUUGUAACAAUGAAAACAUCUUGAUUGAUUUUCAUUAUUUUAGAAAAAAUUUCAGGCAAACUUUCGGGGUUUAUAUCAAUUGGUCAUUUUAGAUGUGAUUUUUUAAUGAUUACCAAUUGAUUUCGUCUUCGAAAGCGUAUAACUUUUUAUUCAAUCGAGAUAUUUGAUUGUCUCAAAAUAAAAAACUCAUAGUAUUUACUGAAUACAUACAUAUAUGGAAAUGAUUUGUGCCAUAAGAUAAUACUUUAGAAAGGGCCUGGAUAUGAGAAAGGACUUCUUUGAUUUAACUGCAUCAAAUGCGUUUGUUUUCGUUUUCCAAUUUCGACGCCUCACCGCGCAUUUUAAUUCCUAACUAAAUCUGUAAAAAUAGCGAAUACCUAAAAUAUUAUUGUACGUCGUCGAUAUGUAUAAGAGUAAGUUAGAUUUAUGAUUUAUUUGAUCUAUUUAUUGCCUCAUAAAAAGCGACGUUCGUUAUCUUUUUGUAAGUACUUAUUUGUGUAUUUGUAUUAAAUUGAGCCACCGGUUUCAGAUUCUUUUUCUACAAACAGUUGUAAAUAAUAUUACGAUCAAUUAGCAGCUGCCAGCGAUAAAGUGUAUUUAAACAAGCUUUAUUACUAUUACUAUAUUAUUAUUAUUAUUAUUAUUAUUAUUGUUUACGAUACGACUGUUAUUACUGUACAUAUCGAAAUUUUGUACACAGAACUGACUUUUGUUUUUUUUUUUAACUUAUAAGAAUUUAUUUUUUAUUUUCACACACCUGUCGUUUCGGCCUCAUUGUGUAUAUCGUUCAAAAGUUUAUACGUAACAUUCUUGUAUAAAUAAAUAAAUAUAGGUUCAUAUCUGUAUGCUUCACUAUGUAUACGACUUUAAUUAUAUUUUAU
Molecule: messenger RNA, 3603 nt
Organism: Agrilus planipennis (emerald ash borer)
Lineage: Eukaryota; Metazoa; Arthropoda; Insecta; Coleoptera; Buprestidae
Product: frizzled-2
Exons: 2
Coding region: 289-2139 (616 amino acids)
Biological process (GO): canonical Wnt signaling pathway; non-canonical Wnt signaling pathway
Cellular component (GO): plasma membrane
Molecular function (GO): Wnt-protein binding; Wnt receptor activity
Source: RefSeq, a predicted model, not a curated record